Messenger RNA from Hippocampus comes (tiger tail seahorse), 2118 nucleotides. RefSeq names its product solute carrier family 36 member 1 (gene slc36a1). Gene Ontology annotation, cellular component: vacuolar membrane. NCBI's taxonomy places the organism in Eukaryota, Metazoa, Chordata, Actinopteri, Syngnathiformes, Syngnathidae. Gene Ontology annotation, molecular function: glycine transmembrane transporter activity; amino acid:proton symporter activity; L-proline transmembrane transporter activity. The coding region runs from base 270 to 1691 and encodes 473 amino acids. The record is from RefSeq and is a predicted model, not a curated record. The transcript is spliced from 12 exons. Gene Ontology annotation, biological process: L-alanine transport; proton transmembrane transport; glycine transport.
CCGUGUUCGUGUCACGUGACCCCUCGGCUCUGUUCUGGCCGACUUUCGGUGGCAUCCGAGCAAGGGCAGACAGUUAACUCACUCGGAUUUGUAACCACACACGACGACAAUAUGAGCACCAAAGCUCUUCGGAUACGUUAGCGCACACCGCAGAAGCACCCAGUGACGACAGAGAAGACGUCUUCUUUUACCGAGUCAAGCGACGUCCAUGCUGCAACCGCUGACGUAUAGUUUUUAGCACCCAAGAGGCCGUGAGACGCACCGCCAACAUGAUGUCCUCCAGCGAUGAUGUUCGAGGGGAAGGGUCUCUGUUCUCUGAUCAGAACCCAUCAGAACUGGAUGCUCUGUGUCCUUCCCCUCCAGGACCCUCACGAACACAGCGUCACUACGAGAGGAUCGGCACGCAUACCGGAACAUCUUUCUGUCAGACUCUGAUCCACCUGCUGAAGGGCAACAUUGGCACCGGGCUGCUGGGGCUGCCUUUGGCAGUCAAGAAUGCAGGUCUUGUGCUGGGUCCGGUCAGCCUGCUGUGCAUGGGUCUCAUUGCGCUGCACUGUAUGAGGGUGCUGGUCGACUGUUCCCACUACCUCAGUGCAAAGAUGAACAGGCCGUCUCUGACGUACGGCGAGGCGGUCCAGUACAGCAUGGAGAAUGUUUCGUGGCUCAGGAGACACUCGCAUUGGGGAAAACGGACAGUCAACUUGUUUCUCAUCAUCACCCAGCUCGGCUUCUGCUGCGUUUACUUUGUCUUCCUGAGCGACAAUGUCAAACAGGUGGUAGAGGCAGCCAACGCCACCACCUUCAACUGCCAGGUAGACGGCGGCAACCAGACACAGGUGCUGGUGCCCAGCUUCGACUCACGCCUCUACAUGCUCUGCUUCUUGCCCGCCUUCAUCCUUCUGGUCUUUACGCCCAACCUUAAGUACUUGGCGCCGCUCUCGCUCAUCGCCAACUUGGUCAUGGCCACCAGCCUGGUCCUCAUCUACUUCUACUCCAUCACGCACAUCAAAUACCCCAUCGACCUUCCGUUGGUGGGCCAAGCCAAGGACUACCCGCUCUUCUUCGGGACAGCCAUCUUUGCCUUUGAAGGGAUCGGAGUGGUCCUCCCGCUGGAGAACAAGAUGCACAGGCCACAGAGUUUCCCCUUGGUCCUUUACCUGGGAAUGGGCAUUGUCACCUUCCUCUACAUCAGCCUGGGCACCAUCGGCUAUAUGUGCUUUGGCGCCGACAUUGGCGGCAGCAUCACCCUUAACCUGCCCAACUGCUGGACCUACCAGGCUGUUAAGCUGCUCUACUGCUUCGGCAUCUUCAUCACGUUCGCUUUGCAGUUCUACGUCCCCGCGGAGAUUCUUAUCCCGUCGGCCGUAGCCCGCGUGUCAGAGCAUUGGGAGAGGGCCGUUGAUCUUGUGCUCCGCGCUGUCCUUGUCAUAUUUACAUGCACCCUUGCCAUCCUGAUCCCGGAGCUGGAUCUGGUCAUCUCGCUGGUGGGCUCGGUCAGCAGCAGCUUCCUGGCACUCAUCUUCCCACCCAUCUUGCAGGUGCUCACCUUCCACGGCGAGGGUUUGUCGCCAGCGUCGCUCGCCAAGAACCUGGUCAUCAGCUUUGUGGGCCUGGUGGGCUUCCUGGCGGGCACAUAUGUGGCCAUCGAGCAGAUCGUUGCUCGCAAUGCGCUCAAACGUGAGCUCCAGUAGCCACAGCGCCAAGACUUUUUAUUGAGGGCGGGAUGGUUUUAAUUCAUCAUCACUGUAGUGCAUGUGUGUUUCCACCAUGUCGUACGCUACUCAGUCCCGUCAGGUAGGGGCUUGUUAUUUUUUACGUUUUGAGUUUGUUGACGUUUAGUCAAACUACCUCAACAUUUUUUUCUGCAAUGUACUGGCAUGCUUUUUAGUACCUGGCUUUUACUUUGAAGCCCACAUCCCAUUGAUGGGUGAAUGUUUGCGAGUGUUUGCGAAGGCACGUUCGCCAAAUGUUUGCCAACAGUUUUAAUGUUGUUUUUUUUUUCUUGUAAAUUUUAAAACACGUUCUAGAUUUCCUUGAGACAAGAAAAACUGUCAGCGACCAUUAAAACAGUUGGCGAGCAUCUGGUAAACAUCUUUGCGCCCUUGAACGAGCCCUGAC